UCUCGCCAAGUCUGAUAUCCUGCCGAAACGUGCCUUCGUUAACUAACGAUGACAUUCAAUUGCUUGGUUAUUGCUUGCAAGGAACUUCAUUAUCCGGAAAAAAACGAUGUGUUGAAGAAAACAUAGUAAUUUGUUCAUAGGUUCAUCGUAACCGUGUAGUGGUAACGGAUCAAAACCGUACAGAAUGAUUAUGGAUUAUUUGGAUUAGGCAGACCUUUAGGGAUCGUGUGCCCACAGCCACUUAUAACUACAGGUGGUACAUUUUGCAGAAUUCGUCGGCAUAGUACCAGCUAGAUCUAACGGCUAAUAGACCAAGACGAUGGAGACCGACGAAGACAUGAUGAAGAGGUUUCUUGCUGAAGCUAAACGUAAUUGCCUGUCUAUCGCAAAUAAUGGCAACGACAGCUCUAACGAAUUCAAUGAAGUGACAUCCUUCGAUCGCUGCCCAAGAGAAUGGGAUGGUUUUCUGUGUUGGCCGUCUUCUCCUGCUAGCCAGAGUGUUCAGCUAAGGUGUCCCGAUAUGCUCUAUGCCUUUGACACUUCACAGUUCGCCAGUCGUACCUGCGGAGACAAUGGAACGUGGACACUGGUCAAAAUAACUCCAAUAGGACCUUUGUUCACGAACUACACGAUGUGCACUCUUGCAACACAGGAUCAUAUCAACACCAUUGAAGCCUUUCAGCCGCAUAUCCGUAUGAUUAAAUUUUUGGCCCGCAUAGGAUACGGAGUUUCACUCGUGAGUCUCAUCUGCGCUCUGAUCAUCCUCAUCUCUAUCAAACGUUUGCGGUGCCCUCGAAACUGCCUCCAUAUGAAUCUCUUCACAUCAUUUAUUCUACGAGCGGCCAUUUUCCUUCUGAAGGAUCGGAUGUUUAUUUCUGGAGUUGGCCUCUACGGCACUUUUGAUGAUAACCAGAAGAGUAUCUGCUGCAAGCUCUUUCUGGCAAUGUUUCACUAUACACUAAUGGCUAAUUACUGCUGGAUCCUUAUGGAAGGCCUCUACUUGCAUAGUCUCGUCUUUCAUUCGCUUGGCAACGAUCCUUCGAGUAUAUCGAAGUAUACCAUCAUGGGAUGGGGCUUACCUGUGCUAUUUAUUGCACCUUGGUCCCUGGCUCGAGCUCUAUGGGAAAACAAACUAUGCUGGACGACGAAUAAAAUUGGGUGGCAUGAAUGGAUCAUCCGUGGUCCGAUUACCCUGUCAAUUGUCGUUAAUUUUAUUCUAUUUGUAAACAUCACAAGGGUUCUUUUUGUUAAGAUGUUUGCUUCGCAGGCGCCCGUGGCCAAACGCUACAAGUACAGAAAAUGGUUCAAAUCGACGCUGGUUUUGGUUCCGCUCUUUGGGUCCCAUUAUUCAUUACUGUUAGUGGCUUCUAUAGCUGCCGACCUGCUCUCGCCGCAAGUUGAAGUCUACUGGAUGUACAUAGAUCAAACAUUCUCGUCGUUUCAGGGUGUAUUGGUAGCCUUGUUAUAUUGUUUCUUUAACACUGAAGUGAAUGAGGCUAUUCGAUUUGUAUUGCGUCGAAAUCCACAUUUCUUCUAUAUGCGCAAGUUGCUGAACACCAAACGCAACGUGGAAGCAGGCCAAGAUGGCUCCGUACGAUCUAGAGCUAUGCGGCGGUCAAGGUCUAUGGAGAACAGCUGCGAGAGAUCAGAUCUCUUCGUGCAUGAUCAUUCAUCGAAUCCGUUUGCACGAAAACUUUCAACGACUUCAUACACUGAUGCUGUACUUGCCCAUCCAGUUGUUGCACACCCAGGGCCUCUACCGCAUCUCCAAAGCAUUGUUCAUGGAGUGCACGUCCACGGCCUCCAUGUCCAUGCACAACCGGCUGGCAAUAAUCGUCUCCAAGUGAUGCCGGAAUUGCACAUACUUACGGCUGAAGUCUCCACGUCGAUGUCCAGAUCGGGUUCGCCCCGCGAGCAAGCCAGCGACCCGAGGUCUAUGCCGGUCUGA
Varroa destructor (honeybee mite) is the source of this 1948-nucleotide messenger RNA. Its product is annotated as secretin receptor-like. Gene Ontology annotation, molecular function: G protein-coupled peptide receptor activity; peptide hormone binding. Gene Ontology annotation, cellular component: plasma membrane. The record is from RefSeq and is a predicted model, not a curated record. NCBI's taxonomy places the organism in Eukaryota, Metazoa, Arthropoda, Arachnida, Mesostigmata, Varroidae. Gene Ontology annotation, biological process: adenylate cyclase-modulating G protein-coupled receptor signaling pathway; cell surface receptor signaling pathway.